Molecule: messenger RNA, 3866 nt
Organism: Coniophora puteana RWD-64-598 SS2
Lineage: Eukaryota; Fungi; Basidiomycota; Agaricomycetes; Boletales; Coniophoraceae
Exons: 5
Coding region: 56-3241 (1061 amino acids)
Molecular function (GO): guanyl-nucleotide exchange factor activity
Source: RefSeq, a predicted model, not a curated record
AUCCAAUCUCUCCAACACCGACAGUCUCCACCCACCCCCACACCCCUUCUCCCCCAUGCCCCCCGCUCAGACACCCAACACCGACCACCUCGACGACGAGGGAGAGUGCCCCGUCUGCCUCGAACCUCUCAGCUUCUCCUUCCGUCUCCCGGGCGAGAAGCCCCACGUCGUCCCAGAAUGCGGCCACGCGCUCCACGAGGCAUGCUUUAGCGCAGUCUAUGGCCCCCCGCCUGGUCAGCGCUCCACGGUGCCCCGAAAAGCAAAUCUCGGCGUCUGCGGCGUCUGCCGUCGUCCAAUGAAGAUCGGCGACGGCGAUUCGAGCAAGACCAACAAGCUCGCCGCUCUCACAGGCAUGGGCGAUCCCCACGCCCCGAAUAUGUUCCCAGGCCGCGAGGCGGGUGGCUCGCGCAGUGCGGCCGCCAGGGGCAGCCCCGCCCCCGGCUACAACCAGCCGUACAACCCCAAUGACGACGACCCCCUCGAUCACCAUGCCAUGUCCGUCAAAUCCGGCCAGGGGAGCGAAGGAUCGUCAUACGUUGUCGCACCUCAUAUCCAAGUCCGCCCCGAAUUCAGCUCCCUCACCCGCACCAACGACAGCACCCAGCCGCUCACCUGCAUUGUCGUAGUCGAGCUUCCCGCCCGGCGAAGCAAUGCCACCCCGACGCCCACCUCCCCGGCCGAGCCACCUUUGUCGAGAAAUGGGACUGGACUCCGGAGGCAUGAUACGGAGCGUUCGAACGCCGCCAGCACGUCGAGCAAUUUCUCGUCGAUGGAGGGAUAUGCGAGAGGCUACACCGAGAAGGCGAACUACGACCCAAGUCCGCCAAAUUGGCAGCCGCAAAAAGAGGCCGAGUCGCCUCGUUACGAAGACGACUCGCCCUUUGCGGCCAUCGUCGACGAUUUGCGGGCCCGCAUCAUGGACUGGAAAGGGCAUGCGCUCGCUGGCCUGGGCCCGCUGAUGAUGUAUGACCUUUUAUCGGUCCGGCGGGACGCGCUCGUGCGUGAAUUCUACGUGUACCUCUUCAAAGAGGCUAUCAUCUGCGUUGUUGAAGAGAAGAAGCGGUCGUUGGGACGGUUCCUUCCUUCGCCUGGGUCGCAGGACCUGCCUUCUACGCAGGCUCAGGCUAAGGGGGUCCUACGAUUGAAGGGGCGGAUCUAUGUGCGGCACAUCAAGCGGGUGACGGCAAACUUUGCGGCGGGUGAUAUGAGCCUCACGAUUGAGAUGGAGGACGAGCGGCUGGACUCGUUCAUUCUCGUGUUCAAGGACCGGGGCACGCUCGAGGCGUGGAAGAGCCAGAUCCAGUCGCUUGUUGUAUCGUUCCAGCACCAGCAACACCAGGCGCAAUACCAACAACAGUCCCCACCGCCGUUCGACCUCGAGGAGUUUGGCGGCUCGAGCAAGGCCGCACGGGUGCUCAGCGGCAGCACGGCGACCACGGUCAGUACCGUCGACAGUCUCCUGCACCACUCCUCACGCUCGACUAUGUCCUCGUCUACGUCGCACGGCUCAAUGCCCUCACGGCAGAUGAUGCAUCAGCAGCAGCAGCAACAGCACAAGCUCUCGCCGCUCGGCGAGGAGGACGUGCUGAGCUCGUACGAGUCGCCCGCGCUCGCGGUCACGCCGCACCUCGCGGGCGGCGGCGCGUCCAACUCGCUGCAGCCCCUCCCGCACGCGCCGCUCGACCUAAUCCUCAUCAUCUCCCUGCCGCCGCCGAACGCGGCGCCGAGCACGGCCGCGCUCAAGGUGCGGGUGAUCAAGACGUCGUUGGACUUUGUCGUGGCAUCGUUGGGCCCCAAGGACCGCCUCAGCCUUGUGACGUUCGAGGUCGGCCAGGGCGGCCGCGUGCGGAAGACGCCGUUCCUGUCUUUGGGGCGGAACACGAGCCGGAACCGGCUAUCCAAGUUCAUUGAUGAGAUUGGGCAGACUGCGGAGGAUAGUAUGGAUGACGAGUUCCUCGUUCGGGCGUCGAGGGAGGAGAAAACCGAUGUUGUGACUGCGGUCAAUCACGCCCUUGAUGUGGUGCUGCAGCGGAAAGCGCGCAAUUCGGUGUCGGGCAUGAUUUUGGUCAGCGAUGCUGCCGAUAGCACGCGCCGUGCCCAGAUGGAUCUCGUCCUCGCCCGUGCGGAGGCGGCUAACAUGCCUAUUCACUCGUUCGGCUACGGCCGCUCGCACGAUCCUGCCUCGCUGUGGCUGAUGUCCAACCAUACGAGCGGGACGUAUACGUUCGUCAAGGACUGGUACGACUUGCGCGGCUGUCUCGCGGGCUGCAUUGGCGGGAUGAUGUCCAUUGGCUUGCUCAACAUGAAGCUGCACAUGAAGAUCGUCGACAACAACCGCUUCCGGAUCCGUAAGGUGUCCGGCGGCCCCUCUUCGAUUCUCGCGACGGACGGGCACCACGUGGACGUGGACGUGGGCGAGCUGCGGUACGGCGAGUGCAAGGAGAUGCUGAUCGAGCUCGAGCUGGACAACACCGAGGCGCGACGGCUGCAGCAGGCGCGGGGUGAGAACCGCGCGUUGAACGCGACGGACCAGUACGUGCAGAGCCUCGGGCUCGACGCGCUCACGAUCGACGACCCGACGGACCUGAUGGACGGUCUCGUGGACCGGAUGAUCGACGAAGUGCCCGUGUUCGAGGUCGACGGCGCGUACCACGACCCCGCAGCGGGCAAGCACGUCUCGCGGCUCGCGCACCCCGUCCUGCUCACCAUCACACUGCUCCCCGCGCCGUCGUCGGGCACGGCGUCGCCACGUCCGCCCGGGAAGCCGUCGGACUCGGUCAUCGUGCGCCGGCGGAUGGAGCUGCUCGCGUCGGACAUGGUCACGCGCGCGCUGGUGCUCGUGUCGCGCAAGAACUACGCGCAGGCGCAGAAGAUUCUGAGCGAGACGAAGCGGAUUCUGCAUACCGUGUUGCAGACGGUGUCCAAGAGCCUGCCGCCGCCGCCGCAGGGCGGCGCGGGCGCGGGCGCGGCGACGAUGCGGAACCGCAAGGAGACACUGGCGCUCGCGGCUGUGCGUGCGUUGCAGGCGAUUUUGCAGGAUUUGCAGCUGCUCGCGGAGGCGCUUGAGGAGAAUGUGGAUUUGUUUGCGCAUGACCAGCGUAAUUUCGGGGCGCAGCAGGCUAUGAUUCUGCGCGACCAGAAGAGCUGGAGCAACCGAAGCGCAACCGAGCGUCUGUUCUGGACGAUGGACAAUUCGAUCGAGCUCUACACCCGCAGCGCCGAUUGGGUAGGCCGGGAUUAAGACACUUGGCCUCCUUCCCCUGCUUUCUCGGCCAGCCUCCUCCACUCGUCCCCCUCCAGGCUUCGCUCAUAUCAAUCUCGUAUAUCCCCUGCACGUAUCUGCUAUCCACCUUUCUCCUUGUCUCUCUUGUCUCUCUUCCUUGUGGUCACCCGGCUGCCUGUCGAUCUGAUUCCCCGUCUUAAUAUUCCUCGAACGGGCGAGCGAGCGUGGCAGCACGCUCUGCUCUCUCACCGGCGUUCUUAUUAUUCUGGUUCGGAUCGGUUCUCUUCUGUUUUUUUUGUUGGUGGCAUAUCGAUUACCCAGUUACCCUCGUUGCAUGUUGACUCCCCCGCUGUGCAUCUGGAUGGAUCGGCCUUGUUGGCCCCUCAUUACUUUUUGUUGCCUUGUUCUUUGUUAUUUUUUUCUUUAUAUUAUUCCUCGUCUCUUGUCUCUUGUCCCUUUCCUCCUUUUGAUCCCCCGCACUGUGUUCUCCCUCUCUCGGUCCUUCUCGCAUCGUCUUCGUCACUCACACAUCCACCCACCCACCCACCACAUAUCUGUCCCCCUUGUUCUCCCCCCUCUCGUUUUUCUCUCCGCUGCGAUUUUCUGUUAUUUUUGUAGAAUAGGAAAAUACCAUAGACUCGAC